Messenger RNA from Dovyalis caffra, 621 nucleotides. The record is from the annotation of a GenBank genome assembly. NCBI's taxonomy places the organism in Eukaryota, Viridiplantae, Streptophyta, Magnoliopsida, Malpighiales, Salicaceae.
AUGAUUGCGAGGGCCGACGACUCCACCAUGGUUACUUUGACAUGGGCUUUGUCUCUAUUGCUAAACAACAGGCACGUACCGGUAAAAGUCCAAGAAGAAUUAGACGGAUGCGUAGGUGUGGAAAGACUAGUGAAUGAUGCGGAUAUUAGUAACCUAGUCUAUCUCCAAGCCAUAGUUAAGGAAACAUUAAGGUUAUAUCCACCAGCACCACUCUUAGCACCCCACCAAUUCUAUAAGGAUCGCAUUAUCGGUGGCUACCAUGUCACAAAAGGCACCCGGCUUUUAGUGAACAACUGGAAAAUUCAAAGGGACUCUCGUAUAUGGCCAAAUCCAUUGGAAUUCAAGCCGGAGAGAUUUCUUACCACGCAUAAGGAUGUCGAUAUUAGGGGUAAAAAUUUUGAGUUAAUCCCAUUUGGAAGUGGCGGAAGGGCAUGCCUAGGAAUCUCUCUUGGCCUCCACAUGGUUCAUCUAACAUUGGCUACUUUUUUACAAAGAUUUCAAAUUUCUACUCCGGAAAAUGCACCGAUUGAUAUGAUCGAGAGCUUUGGAUUAACAAACCUCAAAGCCACCCCACUCGAAGCUCUUCUCUCACCGCGUUUGCCACCCGACCUUUAUGCCUAG